UUCCGGCAGGCGCGGGCCCGGAAGCGCGGCCAUGGCGGGCGGCCGGGGGCGGCGGGGCCGGCGGACGGCUUGGGCCUGAGCGCGGCGGGCGGGCGGCGCCAUGUGGCGCGGCCGCAGCUCCUUCACCACCCUGGUGGUGGGCGUGUUCGUGGUCUACGUGCUGCACACCUGCUGGGUCAUGUACGGCAUCGUCUACACCCGCCCGUGCACCGACUCCGCCAACUGCAUCCAGCCCUACCUCGCGCGGCGGCCCAAGCUGCAGCUGAGCGUGUACACAGCCACGCGGUCCAGCCUAGGUGCCGAGAACAGCGUGGACCUGGUGUUGAACGUGGAAGACUUUGACGUGGAGUCCAAGUUCGAAAGGACUGUGAACGUGUCUGUGCCCAAGAAGACGAGGAACAAUGGCACACUGUACGCCUACAUCUUCCUGCACCACGCUGGGGUGCUGCCCUGGCACGACGGCAAGGAGGUGCACCUGGUCAGCUCCCUGACCACCUACAUGGUGCCCAGGCCAGAGGAGGUCAGCCUACUGGCCGCGGAGCCUGCUGCACAGCAGGAGGACGUGGAGAGGAAGCCACCAAGCACUCUGGACGAGCCUGUGUCCCACUGGAGGCCAAAGCUGACGCUGAACGUGAUGGUGGAUGACUUUGUGUUCGACGGCUCCUCCCUGCCUGCCGACGUGCACCGGUACAUGAAGAUGAUCCAGCUGGGAAAGACAGUGCACUACCUCCCCAUCCUCUUCAUAGACCAGCUCAGCAGCCGCGUGAAAGAUCUCAUGGUCAUCAACCGCUCCACCACGGAGCUGCCGCUCACCGUGAGCUACGACAAGAUCUCGCUGGGCCGCCUGCGCUUCUGGAUCCACAUGCAGGAUGCCGUGUACUCCCUGCAGCAGUUUGGGUUUUCAGAAAAGGACGCAGAUGAGGUGAAGGGCAUCUUCGUGGAUACCAACUUGUACUUCCUGGCUCUGACCUUUCUUGUCGCAGCAUUCCACCUGCUUUUUGACUUCCUGGCGUUCAAGAAUGACAUCAGCUUCUGGAAGAAAAAGAAGAGCCUGACUGGAAUGUCCACCAAGGCAGUGCUCUGGCGCUGCUUCAGCACGGUGGUCAUCUUCCUGUUCCUGCUGGAUGAGCAGACAAGCCUGCUGGUGCUCGUCCCUGCGGGCAUCGGGGCUGCCAUUGAGCUGUGGAAGGUAAAGAAAGCUUUGAAGAUGAGCGUCAGGUGGCGAGGCCUACGGCCCACAUUUGAGUUUGGCACCUACAGCGAGUCUGAGAGGAGGACAGAGGAGUAUGACACGCAGGCCAUGAAGUAUUUAUCCUACCUGCUGUAUCCUCUGUGUGUGGGUGGAGCCGUCUACUCGCUGCUCAACAUCAAGUACAAGAGCUGGUACUCCUGGUUGAUCAACAGUUUUGUCAAUGGCGUCUACGCCUUUGGCUUCCUCUUCAUGCUGCCCCAGCUGUUUGUGAACUACAAGAUGAAGUCAGUUGCACAUCUGCCCUGGAAAGCCUUCACCUACAAGGCCUUCAACACCUUCAUCGACGACGUCUUUGCCUUCAUCAUCACCAUGCCCACAUCCCACCGGCUGGCCUGCUUCAGGGACGAUGUGGUCUUCCUGGUCUACCUUUACCAGCGAUGGCUUUAUCCCGUGGAUAAGAGCAGAGUGAAUGAGUUCGGGGAGUCCUAUGAGGAGAGUCCUGGGCGGAAAUCCCACGCAGACUGACCCUCCUGCCCAGUGCGUUGGAGCCAAGUUCGGGCCACCUCCUGCCUGCCCACGGGCUUGGGAGCCAUGGAGGCGGUCCCACAGUGCAUCUUCUGCGUUGCCAAAUCCCAGAAUGUCCCUACGCCCCCUGCAAUGACGUGUUUGCGAAGAGCUCGGCACCCCCACGCC
Messenger RNA from Ochotona princeps (American pika), 1885 nucleotides. It is a transcript of the gene CLPTM1L, whose product is annotated as CLPTM1 like. Bases 101 to 1717 code for a protein of 538 amino acids. The record is from RefSeq and is a predicted model, not a curated record. Lineage: Eukaryota; Metazoa; Chordata; Mammalia; Lagomorpha; Ochotonidae. The transcript is spliced from 17 exons. Gene Ontology annotation, cellular component: membrane; endomembrane system.